UUCCCACCUUUCUUUUACCCCCAAAUUAAAAAAAAAAAAAAAACCCUGGAAAAAUCCUAGACUUUCCUUCAAAAAUUCAAACCUUUUUCGCAAUUACCCAUACUUUCUUUCAAUUCCCUUCAAAAUUUCAAUUCCAAGAAAUUCAAUGUUCAAUUCAGAGCUCUCAUUUCCCCCUGAAGACUGGAACGGUUUCUUUCUUUUUUUCCCCUAAUUUUCUUGGAAUAACAAUUCCUCACAUUUUGGUUACUUUUUGAUGACUGCUUCAAUCACCCUUUUUUUGUAAAGUUAUUAAUUACCCAAUUUGAUUUUGGUCAUGCUGAUAGUGUAUGAUUAACAAAGUUUACAUUUUGCUGUACAAAUCUAAAGAAUUUUUACUUUUUUUUUUUUUUCUGUUUAACACUAGGGGCUUUUGAUGAUAAAUUUUAAUCGUCUUUUAUGUUGUAAAGUACUUAUUUUCAGAGGGUAUUUUGGGGUUUUUAACGCUUGGAGAUGAUGGAUAGCAGUGAAGAAGCAGUCGAUGAUCAAGGCUCAGGAUGGUUUGAAGUGAAAAAGCAUAGAAGCAGCUCAAAGUUUUCCGUACAAAGCUGGGUUGGGGGACCUUCAGCCAAAAGUGCUAAUAAUUUGAUGAGAGGUCAGCCCUUGUUGAAUGAGAAGGCUGGAACUGUGCAAGGAAAAGGCAGAUCUCAGCUUCAAACAUCUGGAAGGAAUUUGGAUGUACAUAACCGGGGUUAUCUUGCAAAUUCUACUGCUGAGUCAAAUGAAGAUAAAAAGAACAUGUUUUAUCUUGAUAAAUGUGUUCUUAAGAAAGACCAUGAAAACCCCAAAUCUCCUUCUUUUGUUAAACAUUGUGAUGGUAGCUGUGAAGAUAACUCAAAACUUCUGUCAAAGGAUAAACCCCAUAUAGUUCACAAAAUCAAGUGGGGUGAUUUAGAAGAUGAUGUUCUGGUAGCACGUCAUGAAAACAACGUUGGAACUGAAAUCAUGUUUGGCAAUAUUGGAGAUGAUAAUGUGCUUGUCUGUUUGAAGCAUGAGAAUACUGGUAAUUCAAUUUCAUGUAGUUCUUGUACUAACCUCCAAGAAAACACAGUGGAAGUGUCCGUGGAUGUUGAGGGUCAUUCUUGUCAGGUAUCUCCAUUGACUCCUAAAGAUGAACUAAUGGAAGAAACCUGUAAAGAGGUAAAUGAAAUAUCUUCAGAAGUUGUGGAAGUGCAGACGGACAAUGACAAAAUAAUUUCUGAGGAUGAUGGUUGCAAGGAAAUAUGUACUGAACACAUCAAACCAAUAAAGGAUAAUAAGGUAGAUUCUAGCUUUCUAUCUUGUCAAGCCUCUGGAACAGCGGUGAGACCUGAGAUGCUUGAAGUCGUAUUGGAGGUUGGCAAACCAAAAACAUCUGAAGUACCUAUUGUAGAUUGUGGUUCAAGCAUAGAGAUGGUUUCCCAGGAUGCAGUGUCACUUCCACCCGAGAAUAGUGGACCUGAAACUUUGAGAGAAUCAAUUAUGACAGAUUCUAUACAGGAUGGUAGAAAACCUGAUCUGUCAAAAGCUCAAAUUAUAACUGCGCUUGGAGAAGGUGAUGCAGGGGAAAGCAAAGAAAGGUUUAGGGAACGGCUUUGGUGUUUCCUAUUUGAGAAUCUUAAUAGGGCAGUAGAUGAACUUUAUCUUCUUUGUGAACUAGAAUGUGAUCUGGAGCAGAUGAAAGAGGCCAUUCUUGUUCUUGAAGAGGCUGCUUCUGACUUUAAAGAAUUAACUACAAGAGUGGAAGAGUUUGAGAAUGUGAAAAAGUCCUCUUCUCAAUUGGUUGACGGUGUGCCAAUUACUUUAAAGAGCGACCAUAGAAGGCCACAUGCUCUUUCAUGGGAGGUUCGGAGAAUGACAACUUCACCUCACAGAGCAGAGAUACUGUCUUCAUCCCUAGAGGCUUUUAAAAAAAUUCAACAAGAUAGAGCUGGCCUAUGUCCAGGUAAUGGCAAAAAAUCCCUGGGGCAGGACAAUUCUAAUCGGGCUUCUACAUCUGGUGAUAAUUUGAAGAAGUCAGUUAUGCUGUCUAAUGUAACAUCCAGUGAUAAAGAGUUGGGGAUAAAGUCAAGAAAACUCAGUGGAGGUUCAGAUCUUACUCAAGGGAAUCUAAAUGGAGAGAAACGAAGCAUUGAAUCAGGCAAGUUGAGCAAACUAUACUCUGUUCAAAAUGUUCGUGACCCACCAAAGAACUAUAUCCUUCCUGAUGUUGCUUCAUCUAGGCCACUUCUGAAGGACAAUUCUGCUGCAUCUGGUUCUGGAAAGAGCAGGAGAGAAUAUCUUGGGUCUGAAACUGAGAAGCUGCCUUCUAGGAAAGAUAAAACAUUUACAGAAAAUAUUGUUGAAAAAAACUCCAAAAGUUUGGAUCACAUUAAGAGGCAAACUCCUUCCGAAAAAGACAAGGAUAAGAGAAAUGCAACUUCAUGGAAAUCCAUGGAUGCAUGGAAGGAGAAGAGGAACUGGGAAGACAUACUUUCAUCUCCUUUCCGUAUUUCUACCCGUGUAUCAUACUCACCUGGAAUUGCCAAGAAAAGUGCUGAACGUGUACGUAUUUUGCAUGAUAAAUUAAUGUCCCCAGAGAAAAAGAAGAAAACUGCUGUGGAUUUGAAGAAGGAAGCAGAGGAAAAGCAUGCACGGGCCUUGAGGAUCCGAAGUGAAUUGGAGAAUGAAAGAGUUCACAAGCUUCAGCGCACCUCAGAGAAACUCAUUCGUGUCAAUGAAUGGCAGGCUGUUCGGACUAUGAAGUUACGAGAGGGAAUGUAUGCCCGUCAGCAACGUAGUGAGUCACGACACGAAGCUUUUCUGGCAGAAGUUGUGAGGAGAGCUGGUGAUGAAAGCAGUAAAGUUAAUGAGGUUCGUUUCAUUACUUCAUUAAAUGAAGAAAAUAAAAAGCUUAUGUUGCGCCAGAAACUGCAAGAUUCAGAGUUGAGGAGAGCUGAAAAACUUCAAGUGAUGAAAAGUAAGCAGAAAGAAGAUAUGGCUAGGGAGGAAGCUGUUUUAGAACGCAGAAAGCUCAUUGAAGCCGAAAAGUUACAACGCCUUGCUGAGACGCAGAGGAAAAAGGAGGAGGCUCAACUUAGAAGGGAAGAAGAACGGAAGGCAUCAAGUGCAGCCAGGGAGCAAAGGGCCAUAGAGCAGCUUCGGAGGAGGGAGGAAAGAGCUAAAGCUCAGCAAGAGGAAGCUGAACUUCUAGCACAGAAAUUAGCUGAAAAACUUAGUGAAAGUGAGCAACGUCGUAAAUUUUACCUUGAACAAAUACGGGAGAGAGCUUCUAUGGAUUUUAGGGAUCAGUCUUCACCUUUACUGCGUCGAUCUGUUAAUAAGGAGAGCCAGGGCAGAUCUACACCAACCAACAGUGCUGAUGAUUGUCAAGCAAAUGGCAGUGCCAUUUUAGGAAAUUCUGCACUUGCAACAGGCAGUGGUGCUUUGCAACACUCGCUGAAACGAAGGAUAAAAAGAAUUCGGCAAAGACUUAUGGCUUUGAAAUUUGAAUUUUCUGAGCCUCCUGCUGCUUCUGAAAAUAGCAGUAUUGGAUAUAGAACUGCAGUGGGAACUGCAAGAGCAAAAAUUGGGAGGUGGCUUCAGGAACUUCAGAAACUUCGUCAAGCAAGAAAAGAAGGAGCCUCAAGUAUAGGGUUAAUAACUGCAGAAAUGAUCAAGUUUUUGGAGGGAAAGGAACCUGAGCUACAGGCUUCUCGCCAAUCUGGUCUGCUUGAUUUUAUUGCUUCUGCGCUGCCUGCUUCACAUACAUCAAAACCUGAGGCUUGUCAGGUGACAAUACAUCUUUUAAAACUUCUGAGGGUGGUGUUAUCCACUCCUGUGAACAGGAGUUAUUUUCUUGCCCAGAAUCUUUUACCUCCUAUGAUCCCCAUGCUGUCAGCAGCACUUGAGAACUAUAUAAAGAUUGCUGCAUCUUUAAAUGUACCUGGAAGCAGCCACUCACUUUCAUGCAAAACAUCACUUGAAAAUUUUGAAUCAGUCUCUGAAGUAUUAGAUGGUUUUUUAUGGACUGUCUCCUCAAUUAUUGGUCAUAUAAGCUCUGAUGAACAGCAACUCCAAAUGCGGGAUGGCUUGCUGGAGUUAUUAAUUGCCUACCAAGUUAUUCACCGGCUCCGAGAUCUUUUUGCACUGUAUGAUAGGCCUCAGGUUGAAGGGUCCCCAUUCCCUUCAUCUAUUCUCUUGAGUAUCCAUCUACUGGUGGUUUUGACAUCCAGUCCUGGAAAUAGUUCCAUCAAUUGGGAAUCUUUACCUAUUGAAAUGGAACUGGGUGAUGAAAGUCAAGAAACUAAGAUUGCAGCCUCAGCUGAUUCUGGAUGUUCCUUUGUAAAUAAUAACACUGGAGACAUUAUAGCUCCAUUAUCUAUGCUAAAUGGUAGCACAGUUGUGUCACUAUCUGAUGUACCAGAGGAUAGACCAUUACAUGAACCGUGUAGAAUAAAUAAGAAUGAUAUUCCAGUAUUCACCAGCAAAGGUGGUGAAAAGAGGACAACUGAUAGUUCAGUUGAGUUGAACAAUCUUAUCACUUCCAAGAUAGAUGUUACCGAUGUAUCACAGAAAACUCUAGUUGAGCAGAAGGAAGAGAAACUCGACAUCAUUGCCAGGGAGGGGAAACUGAAUGAAGACAUAUCAAGCGUGAAACAACCAUUGGCAUUCCUUCUUUCCACUAUAUCUGAAACUGGAUUAGUCAGCCUUCCUUCCCUGUUGACAAGUGUGCUACUUCAAGCAAACAAUAGAUUACCUUCUGACCAGGCUUCAAAUGCCCUUCCAUCUAAUUUUGAAGAGGUGGCAACUGGAGUGCUGAAGGUUCUGAAUAAUUUGGCUCUAUUGGAUAUUACAUUUAUGCAGAGAAUGCUGGCUAGGCCAGACCUCAAAAUGGAGUUCUUCCACUUGAUGAGUUUCCUUCUUUCUUAUUGCACGAGCAAAUGGAAAGCAGCUAAUGAUCAGAUUGGUUUGCUUCUCCUUGAAUCUCUGCUGCUUCUUGGUUACUUCGCCUUGUUCCACCCCGGGAAUCAAGCUGUUCUUCGAUGGGGUAAAAGUCCCACAAUCCUUCACAAGGUGUGUGAUCUGCCUUUCAUGUUCUUCAGUGACCCAGAAUUGAUGCCGGUCUUGGCAGGGACGCUUCUUGCGGCCUGUUAUGGCUGUGAACAGAAUAAGGGUGUAGUUCAGCAGGAACUAAGUAUGGAUAUGCUAUUGUCCUUGCUAAGAUCUUGCAGAAAUAUCUUACCAACAGUCAGAUCCAAUUCAAACCCAGAAAUUCUCUUGGGAGAGGAUUUGAGUGAUUGUAAUCAGCAGGGCUCUGAUUUUAAAAGAUUUCAGGGGGAUAUUCCCCUAAGAUCUAGCCGUUACAAUGCCAGAAGCACAAGGAUCUCUGGGGGAAAGGGCAGCGGUUUAGGAAAUAGCCUCAGAGUUGGCAAGACAAGAAAUCAAAGAGACUGCAAAUCAUCAAAAACUUGUGAAGAAACAAUUAUUAGACCAAACCUUCCAGUUUUGGGAACUUCAAUAAUGUUAUACUGUAGAUUCCCUAGUAGCUUCAUUGACAGAGCAGAGCAGUUCUUUUCAGCUGGGAUCACCAAUGAGUGAAGUCUAAGGUAACCAACAUGAAACUCUUCUCAUCAUAUUUGGCAUUUAUAGGCUUUGCAGCUGAAAUUUCCAGGGGUCAGUCAUAUACCUAAAUACUGCACUAAAGACUCUUUUUAUGCUGCAGCAGAUGCUUUGCAGAAGUCUGCUACAGUUGGUUAAGAUUUUGAUCAUGAUUACUGAUUGAUCACUAGGCUUCUUCCAAGCUAUUUGUUGUGAAAUGAAUUCUUUGUAUGAAAUUUUAGUUUGGAAAAAGAGAGAAAAAAAGUACUGAGACAACUUUGACAGGUUUCGUAGUUACGUGUUUGCAUGCUUUACGGGCUUCUUAUAUCAGUCAUAUUUUAGGUCUGAGUUAUGAGUUAAGAAUCUAGUAAACCGUUGGUUCAGGAAGCUAGCGUAUGUUACAAUGGCAGGUUCUCCUUUGUCCCCUAUUAACACUUCUUGGCUGAUCUGACACUGAAGCUGUACAAGUUUUCCUUUUUCCACCAUCAUGCAUGCAUUCCAUGGCUGUGUUGUGAAGCACUGACUGCCAAAUGCUUUUUGGUCCAAAACUGUUGAGAUUAUGAAAUUCAUUUUUGAUGUUCUACACUUUGAUGCUCUCAUUUAUUUCUAUUCUGUGCUUAUUGCUAAAUACUGAGAAAAGCAGGAUAAAAAAAACCAAGGCAUAGAUGUUACCUUCUUGAUGGUAACAGCUUAAAUUUUCCAAGCCAAAAUGGGUU
This is a messenger RNA of Durio zibethinus, 6311 nucleotides long. RefSeq lists its product as uncharacterized. The record is from RefSeq and is a predicted model, not a curated record. NCBI's taxonomy places the organism in Eukaryota, Viridiplantae, Streptophyta, Magnoliopsida, Malvales, Malvaceae.